This is a messenger RNA of Quercus lobata, 1038 nucleotides long. RefSeq lists its product as uncharacterized. Gene Ontology annotation, biological process: DNA integration. Lineage: Eukaryota; Viridiplantae; Streptophyta; Magnoliopsida; Fagales; Fagaceae. Bases 1 to 1038 code for a protein of 345 amino acids. The record is from RefSeq and is a predicted model, not a curated record. The transcript has 4 exons. Gene Ontology annotation, molecular function: nucleic acid binding.
AUGUGCCUUUGGAGUGAGGGCUGGCAAAUUUUUGAGGUACUUGAUCACCAGCCGUGGGAUAGCAGUUUAUCCCGACCAGAUAGAGGCCGUGAAGUGUCUCAGGUUGCCGAGCAAUUUGAAAGAAUACAGGUUUUGACUGGGAUGUUGGCUGCUCUUAAUCGGUUCAUCUCAAAAUUCUCAGAUCGCUGCCGUCCAUUUUAUCUGCUUUUAAAGAAGUGGAAGGGAUUUUGGUGGGAUGAUGAAUGUGAAAAAGCUUUCCAGGAUCUCAAGGAAUACUUAACGCGGGCGCCGAUGUUGACUGCACCAGAGCCCAGAGAGGAGCUGUUUAUGUACCUCUUCGUAUUCGACCAUGCUGUAAGUGCUGUGCUUUUAAGAGAUCGAGGAGUACAACAACCCGUGUAUUAUAUUAGCAAGACCCUAGUCGAUGUAGAGACCAGAUAUUUGCCUUUAAAGAAAUUGGUAUUGGCCCUAGUACAUGCCACCAGGAAGUUGCCUCAAUACUUUCAGACUUAUACUGUAUUGGGGUUUAACGCCUCCAACAACGAGGCAGAGUAUGAAGCUUUGCUUGCUGGAUUGGGGACAAUCUCAGCCGACAAUCGAAUCCCAGACGAUGAGAAGGAAGCCAACAAGAUUCGCAGGGUAGCUGCCUGGUAUUGGUUGUCCAAAGACCGGAAGCUCUAUCGUAGGUCAUUCGAGGGACCGUAUCUUUUGUGCUUACACCUAGAGAAAGUAGGCCAACUCUUGGCCAAGCUGCAUGAAGGGGCAGAGGCGGAGGCUCUGGCUAAUAUCCAGGACGUAGAUGUGAAGAAAUACGUAUGGAAGAAUAUAAUCACUAGGUUUGGGGUUCCGGACUCCCUUAUAUCGGAUAAUGGACUACAGUUCGAUAGCCGAGCUUUCCGCAAAUUUUGUAGCAACCUCGGUAUCAAGAACAGAUAUUCCUCUCCAGUGUAUCCCCAAGGUAAUGGCCAAGCUGAGGUCGUGAACAAGGUAAUCGUGAACGACUUGAAGCGAAGACUGGAAGGUGCAAAGGGUAACUAG